AUGACGCGUGUGGCAAUCGCAGGAUCCGGCGACGUGGCCCGCUACUUCACAGAAGAGCUGGUACGGGCUGGCCACGAGGUGGUGAUCCUGAUGCGCAGCCACAAACCACAGUCCACCGGUCCAGGAACGAGCCAGUUCGUGACCGACUAUUCUUUGGAGUCAGUUAGCAAGGCGAUCGUGGACUGCGAUGUCUUGAUCUCCACGAUCCUGGACUAUUCCAUGGACUUGGUCGACGUGCAUUUGACCCUCAUCGAAGCGUGCAAGAAGAGUCCCAAAUGCAAGCGCUUCAUUCCAUCCGAGUACGGGGCCGACCUCGAAAGGCACCCGGACCAGCCGGCCUUCUACUACGCCAACCAUGAGCCGGUCCGCAAAGCCCUGCGAGACCAGACGGAGAUCGAGUGGACGCUGGUGUGUGUCGGCUGGCUCAUGGACUAUAUCGUCCCCAGCCGGAACAGAUACCUCAAGGACAUAGGGGGCGCAUUCCCCAUCGACCUCGGCAGCGGGACCGCCGAGAUCCCUGGCCCCGGCGACCUGCCGUUCAACCUCACGGCCGCGCGGGAUGUGGCCAAGGCAAUCGCCGCUCUGGUCAGCGCCCCUGCACAGUCGUGGGAGACGCUUACCUUCGUAUCCGGAGAUCAGACCACCUGGAAGGACCUUGUCAGCGUGAUGCAGACAAGGAUCCCCGGGCUGCAAGUCACCCACAAGAGUCUGGACCAGCUGAAGGAGGCUGCUCGGAGUGCGGGCGACGAUUGGGCGAGGCUCGUGGCUGAGUACCAGAUCUUCUCCGCCGGUGAUGCUGGCUCACUGAACCCCGAGAAGGUCCGGCGCCACAGAGAGAAGUAUUUUGGGCACAUUCACUUCCGGACCGUGCCCGAGGUCUUGCAGGCAGCUGAGGAGAAUCCACAAGCAAUUGUUUAG
This is a messenger RNA of Capronia epimyces CBS 606.96, 918 nucleotides long. RefSeq lists its product as uncharacterized. The transcript has a single exon. Bases 1 to 918 code for a protein of 305 amino acids. The record is from RefSeq and is a predicted model, not a curated record. NCBI's taxonomy places the organism in Eukaryota, Fungi, Ascomycota, Eurotiomycetes, Chaetothyriales, Herpotrichiellaceae.